Molecule: messenger RNA, 1655 nt
Organism: Octopus bimaculoides (California two-spot octopus)
Lineage: Eukaryota; Metazoa; Mollusca; Cephalopoda; Octopoda; Octopodidae
Product: charged multivesicular body protein 7
Biological process (GO): vesicle budding from membrane; late endosome to vacuole transport via multivesicular body sorting pathway
Cellular component (GO): ESCRT III complex; cytoplasmic side of plasma membrane; multivesicular body
Source: RefSeq, a predicted model, not a curated record
ACGAAUAAACUAACGCACACGCUAUAACAGCAGCGGCCAUUAUAAAUAGAAAGAAGUAUUGCCACAAUCAUAACGUAUAAACUCGAUCGAUUUAAGAUCUUUCAAUGAUGAUAGCUUUAUUGUUGUUUACUAAAUUCAUUAUAAAUACCUAAUUUAUCCCUCCUUUUUUUAUUUUUGCCGUCGUUCUGAGACACUAGCUAUGUGCAAGGGAAUGGAUGAUGCAGAGUUUGAUAAUAUGUGGUCGGAUGACCAAAAAAUGAAUGUUAUGUUUUCGGUUUUUCGCGAUAAAUCAGUGAAUCCUCUUUCGUGGGAACAAAAAAUGAAUUUUUGGCAGGAAACCAUCGAACGUUACUGUGCAAAAAAUGAUUUGGUUAUUGUACUUCCGAGUACCCUGCCCAUAUAUUUUACCAGAAAAGGUCGGACCCCACAAUGUCUCGAUGUUGUCAUUGCAGAGAUGAAGCGGAUUGGUAAACUGAAAACUUUGUCUGUUUUGGAAACAGAAAGUGUCUCAAUGGGUUGGCUGUAUUGGGGUUAUGCUAAAUUCAUCAGAAGUCCAUUAUCAUGGGCUGUGAAUUUAGCAUCAAGCAUGAUUUCCAAGAAUAAUAAAUGUCUUGAAGAAAGUGUGAUGACAGAGGUCUUGAAGAGGAAAGCAGAGCAGCUGUUAAGCAUUCACUUAGAACGCGUGCGAACUCACCAGGAGAGUGACAUUAUAGAUUACAAUAGUCUGGUGGAACAACAUGCUGAGCUGUUCAAGGACAAGAGAGAAGUGCCAUUGCUAGUGUCCUAUUUAGUUAAACAGCAGAAGGCUCUCUUAAUACCUCAGGGAAACAACAAAAAUCCUUUAAUCAAGUUUACUGACAACCAGAAUGUUAAUGUUUCUCCAGUCAAAUGCACAGAUCUUAAGAUAUAUCAGAUACAGUGUGUUGAGAUUCGAUUGGGAAAACAAGUGAACACUUUGACUGAAGAUAUUAAACGACUUUCUAAAGAAGCUCGAGAACAUGUGAAAAGCAAAUCACGCCAAUUGGCUCUUUACACACUGAAGAGAAAAAAGAACUGUGAAAUGAUCCUGGAAAAGAAAUUAGCUACUUUGGAUAUUCUUCAUAAUUUGAUUGACAAAAUUAAAACUGUCACCACUGACCAACAGGUUCUUGAAGCUUAUGCAUGUGGUGUUUCUGCAAUGAAGGUGCUAACCAAAGACAUCAAUCUUGAGAAGGCAGAAAAUGUAAUCGACCAGCUACAUGAUACUCUUGGAGAACAGGAAGAAGUUAGCCACUUGUUGGCCAAUGCUUGGCCAGAUUCCAAUGAAGAUUCUGAAGCAUUAGAGGAUGAGUUGCAGAAAUUGAUCAAAGAAGAGGAAAGUGCUGCAGAAGAUGAGGCUCUUGCCAAAUCACUUUCCAAUUUGAGGAUUCAAGAUAAAUCUUUCUCCAAAGUAUCCAUAUCAGAUCCUAUCACAGAAGAGGCAGCUCCUUUGUUGGAGGAAGACGACGAUGAAAUACCAGUUUCUUCUACAAAAUCAAAAUCAAAAUCUAAAUCUAAAUCUGCUGCAGCUCUCCCGGCCUUUUAAAUAUUAUUAUUGUUGUUGUUAUUAUUAUUGAUGAUGAUGAUGAUGAUGAUGAUGAUGAUGAUGAUGAUGAUGAUGACGGUGUUUGUCCAUU